CAGGCACCCAACACAAUUGAGCCUCAGCCUUUGAGCUUUGAGCCUUUACCAUUAUUAAUUGCUCAUGCGCCGACUGCAAAGUUGCAAAGUUAGUUGUUGUGGACUAAGAGGGCGGUGUUGACCCAGCAUCAGUGCGAAAGGCUCCCAUUUAUUAGUGUUUGGACAUGAAGAAGGGAGAUGCUAGUGCAGCCCAAACUACCGAAGUCGGCGAUGUUGAAAACUCUUCGGCACUUGAACCACCCUACCUUGCCUCUGGCGCUGAUAAUACCGCACCGGCAAGUCCCUCGAAUACCGAUGCAGAAACGAAGUUGGCAUUGCCAGCACCCGAAGAUAUCAAAUCUCGGUUGCAGGAGCGACACGGUCGGCGGGAACGCCAGCCUUCAACGACACCCACAAGGAUACAGCACACCACCGACACCAGUGUGCUAGGCGAGAAGCGACGAAUCUCUGAAAGGUCCACGGAAGCAAGAGCAAGAAGAAACGAACAGCAGCAGCAAGACAGCAAUGACUCCAGAGCCGGUGGAGACGACACCAGUGUGCUGGGCGAGAAGCGACGAAUCUCUGAAAUGUCCAAAGAAGCAAGAGCGAGAAGGAGCGAACCGCAACAGGAAGACAACGAUGACUCCAGAGCCGGUGGAGAUGAAGAAAUCUGUAUACCACAACAAGCAGGUGAACCCGAAGAAGAGAGCGACAAAUCUGAUGAAGAAGAGAAAUCCAAUAAUAAUGAGAAUCCACCGGUGCUAAUUGAAGCAGAAGCUGUUAAUGUUGACCUAGAACAACAACGGCUCGAAGAGGCAGAAGAGUUUGGUAGACAGCAAGUUCUGCAAAAUGUCGUUAUGGCGGAAGCCCAUGCUGUGCCCCGACGAGAAGAAUCACGUAGCAGUCAAUUCUGGUUAGCUGCAGUCCUUCUGCUCGUGGGGGGCGCUAUUGUUGUCGUUGUCCUGGUGGUGACCAAUCGCGAUCAGUCUUCGACACCCCCACAGGCAAUCGUAGAAACAGAUGGUACUCAGAACCCAGCAUCUCCAACACCAGACGAUGACCCAGCGACAGCCAAUGAAACAAUAUCAACGGUUCAAGAGACUCUUGCACCCUCCGAUCCACCGAGCCUGGACCCGCCCAAUUCACCAAGUAUAAGUCCAUCCAAUCCACCGAGCAUGGACCCGUCCAAUCCACCAAGUAUAAGUCCAUCCAACAGCCACACACCAACUAUGAGUCCAACAAGGCAGUGCUUCGAAUCCCGCCUUCAGCUCGAUGCAGCCCUGAAGUUAUAUCUUGACGACAGUGGACCCAACACAGCGAUUGCAGAUACGUUUGGUUGGCCAAUGGGGGCUUGGUGUGUCUCCGGAGUGACUGAUUUCACCAAUUUGCUAGCAGACAUGGCCGACCUUGACGAGAACAUCAAUGAUUGGGAUACAUCGCAGGUGACUACAAUGGAAGGGACGUUCAAAGGAGCAGUUUCCUUCAACCAGGAGCUAUCCAUGUGGAACACCGGGAAAGUCACUUCAAUGGCCAAUAUGUUUCAGAACGCGGUGUCAUUCAAUCAAGAUUUGUCCACCUGGGAUGUAUCGCAGGUGAGAAUUUCACAGUACAUGUUCCACAACGCUUCCAUCUUCAAUGGCGAUGUCUCAUCGUGGAACACGUCCAGCCUGGAGAGACCGGAUUGGAUGUUUGCAUCAGCGAGUCGCUUCAAUCGUGAUUUGCCGUGGGAUGUAUCCCGUUUCCAAUCGAUGCAACUCAUGUUUGCCCAUACCGAUGUCUUUAAUGGCAACAUUGAAGCUUGGGAUGUGUCCAAAGUCGCUCACAUGGGAGAGUCCUUUGCUAAAGCCAGUCGAUUCAACAGAAAUAUCUCUUCGUGGGACAUCUCAAGAGUCGGAACCAUCUGGUAUAUGUUUUGGGAUGCUGACAGGUUUAACCAGGAUAUUUCGGGAUGGAACGUUGCAAGAAUUUCAAGAAUGCAGUCCAUGUUUUUGGGCAAUGGCGCCUUCAACCAGGACCUCUCUCGAUGGAAUGUGUCGAAGGUCAGGGAAGCACAUUCCAUGUUUCGAUCAGCAAGUGCUUUCAACCAAGACAUAUCCGGAUGGAAUCUCACGUCGGCGACGGAUUUGUCAAGGAUGUUUACGCGUGCAACUUCGUUUAACCAGAACCUUUGUCCUUGGGGACCGAGACUUCUGGAGACACUAAGCGCACAUGAAAUGUUUUUGGACUCGAACUGCAUUGCUUCCUCUGGAACGCCAUUUCAAAGGAAUGGGACCUGGGAAGCCAUGUGUUCCGUUUGCGAGCCCUGCACGACAGGUAUCCUAUCAUUCGAGGGUUACGCCUGCUGUGCACAGAGUUGCGGUGACUGUGGCGGACCGAAUUGUAGUGCUGGCUCCGGCUCUGGCGGAAACGAUACCGAUACUAGUAGCUGCUGCCAACAUGUCAUUUUGAGCGAAGGCAACUUUUGUGGAAGCUGGGACGAUGAGGCAUGCGUAAUCCCUUGAAGUGGGUCAAUCUGUAAGCUUUUCUGUGUCCUUUUUAAAAGCAAAUAGUAUCAUUAGUUAGACUGCAGAGGU
Molecule: messenger RNA, 2552 nt
Organism: Seminavis robusta
Lineage: Eukaryota; Bacillariophyta; Bacillariophyceae; Naviculales; Naviculaceae
Source: the annotation of a GenBank genome assembly